AUGGCCGCUUCAGUUCAAGUACCUGUUCGCAAGAAAGGACAGAGCACGUGCAUUCAUCAUAAAGGGAAAAUCGUAGAGUUCUUGUGUGAUAAUUGCAGUGAACUUGCGUGUAUGAAAUGUGUUGCUACUCGUCACAAGGGACACGAGUUGACUGAGGUAAAUGAUAUAGCCGAAAAGCAGAAAUUAGAAAUGAUCGAAUUUAUCGAUGAAGUUGAAAAUACCAAACUGCCCAAUAUCAAAGAAGAAAUUUGCUCAAUAGAAAAACAAAUGGCGGAAACUUCGACGUACUUUGACACGCUCAAGACAAAGGUUCAAGAACAAGGGAUCAAGCUGAAGCAGGAAGUUGACGUUUUGAUCGCUGAAUCUUUGUCGCAGUAUCGAAAUAUAAAGGAAGACAACAUCCGCCUAAUGACAGACUACAAGAAACGUCUAGAAGACAGUCACGAGGGACUCAUUAAACAACUUCACGACUGCAAAACACAGCUUCAAGACACAUCUGUACUUGCAUUAUAUGACACUGGACAGACAUUCCGAAGCCUCGCUUUGAACCUACCUGAAAGCCCUAGUUUGAAUACUGCAGUCUUUGAAGCACCGACAAACUACCGCUGUUAUCUAGAACAAGCGUUAGGGACUCUUGUCCCCAACGACCCGUCGUCUACCGAUGAAGCAGAGUCUAAAGCGCAGCUACCACCACCAGUGCAGGAGCCAACGUCUGCACGACCAAAGUCAGGGGCGUCAGCUAUAAAGCGACCUGCCUCGAAGUACACGCUCCUAUCCCAAACCAAUAUCAUGGGCAAAUUUCACACAAAACGAAUAGGCAAUAAGAUAUGUCCCAACGGUAGCGACGAAAUUUGGAUUUCAUAUGCGGACAUUCUGGAACUGCUCAACAAGAAAGGUAUUGUACGGAGGCAGUUCAAGUUCACCGUGAGAAUCACAGAUAUCAGCAUAUCACCCAGAACAAGGAACAUUUGGGUGUGCUCUGACGCCGAUUCAAGCAUCAUGGAGUAUACACAGGGGACGCCCAAUCUGCGAUUCCACUGCAAGAACAAGCCCAUAUGCCUGUGUGUUACCAUAGGGAAUCAAAUCCUGGUAGGAAUGUCGCAAAGGGUGACCAAAUUCUCCCAGCAAGGAAAAAAUCUCCUUAGUACGAAAACGCAGACACCUGGACAAUCCAUGGUUCGUUUGCCACAGAAAAUAGCAGAAUGUCGGCUGACACAGAACGUGGCUGUGGUAGAAAGGCAGAGCUAUGACGAUAAUAGUAAAUUGCAAGUUCUUGUCAUGGACAAAGAGUUUGGAGAGUUGUUCCGAUACAAAGGAGAUGGCCAACCAGCAGCAGGAGCUGUAUUUGACCCCUGGGAUGUGACCUUUGACAUUGCUGGUAAUCUUCUCAUUGCCGACUGUAACAAUCACAGCGUCCUUCUCGUCAGUUCUGGUGGGGAGUUCAUCAGGACGGUGUUCACUGACGAGCUAAGUGCACAGGCAAUUGGCCUGGACAAGAACCAUGUCCUCUGGGCGGUGAAUGGUGACGAAGUCAAACGUCUACAGUAUUACAGUGCGUGA
Mizuhopecten yessoensis (Yesso scallop) is the source of this 1560-nucleotide messenger RNA. RefSeq lists its product as uncharacterized. Gene Ontology annotation, biological process: positive regulation of DNA-templated transcription. The transcript has a single exon. Bases 1 to 1560 code for a protein of 519 amino acids. Lineage: Eukaryota; Metazoa; Mollusca; Bivalvia; Pectinida; Pectinidae. Gene Ontology annotation, cellular component: nucleoplasm; chromatin. Gene Ontology annotation, molecular function: ubiquitin-protein transferase activity; zinc ion binding. The record is from RefSeq and is a predicted model, not a curated record.